Messenger RNA from Penicillium diatomitis, 2193 nucleotides. RefSeq names its product ankyrin repeat domain-containing DHHC palmitoyltransferase family protein. Gene Ontology annotation, molecular function: protein binding; palmitoyltransferase activity. Bases 1 to 2193 code for a protein of 730 amino acids. The record is from RefSeq and is a predicted model, not a curated record. Gene Ontology annotation, cellular component: Golgi membrane. Lineage: Eukaryota; Fungi; Ascomycota; Eurotiomycetes; Eurotiales; Aspergillaceae. Gene Ontology annotation, biological process: protein palmitoylation. The transcript is spliced from 6 exons.
AUGGCAUCAACCUCUCCAGCCGACGACCAGGGUGCAAAGUCUGGAUCUCCCGAGUCUGGGAGUACACCAGCCAGUGUCAACAAAGAGGCCACCGCAUCGGCGGGGAGCGAGGUUGAGAUGAAGAGCAUGCGGUCAAACACGCCGCCAAAGGGAUCCAUCCCGCUGGGCGAGGAUAUAAUGCAAUUAGCCCGAAUCGGUGAAAUUGGCGCGAUGCAGAAUUUGUUCGUGACGAAGAAGUUGACUGCGAAUCACCGGGACGAAGAGGGGAUUACGCCGCUGCAUUGGGCGGCCAUCAACAACCAAUAUGCCAUGUGCAAGUUCCUGCUCGAUUCCGGCGCCGACGUGAAUGCCAAAGGCGGGGAGUCGGUCGCUACGCCAGCAAUGUGGGCAGCGCAACGAUGCCAUUAUUACAUCGUUAAUCUACUCCUUUCCUAUGGCGCGGACCCGCUGCUCACCGACGUACAAGGCUACAACAUCCUCCACCUGGCGACGAUCGAUGGGAACGCUUUCCUCGUUCUCCUCCUCCUUCAUCAGGAAAUUCCCGUGGAUGUGAUGGAUCAACAAGGCCAUACAGGAUUGAUGUGGGCUGCGUACAAGGGCUACCCUGUCUUGGUGGAUCUCUUCCUGCGAUGGGGUGCCGAUGUCAAUGCUGUGGAUGAGGGUGGCUUGACACCGCUGCACUGGGCGCUGGUCAAGGGUUCAUUGCCCAGUAUUGUCAAAUUGCUCGAGUAUGGCACCGAUCGCUUUGCAGAGACUCGUGACGGCAAGUCACCCAGCACUGUCGCGCAAGAAAUGAACACUUCUCGGGUCUGGCAGCGUGCGCUUGCUGAGCGCGGGUUUGAACCGGACGGUACUCAGAAACCGCCGGGGACGGGGUUGUCUGGCUAUUUGAAAAAUAAGAGUGUGAUGGGCAAAUUCUUCUUCUUGUGGCCUUUCCUGACCCUCCUUGUUGCAAUCUGGAUGCUGAGCCAUCUUCCCAUUUUCUUGGGCGUCCCCGCCACGGCAGUCACUGCUUUUGGCAUGCAGUAUGCUGCGCAACAGGUGGCGAACCGUGGUCCAUCGGAGUAUCGGAUUCUACAAAAAACGCCCUAUCUGGCUGGUAUUUUUGCGGCCACGCUGUUCUGGACUGGAUUCCGUUACGUUACCAAAGUGCUGCCCGCUACUUACUCCUCGGCUCCGAUCGUCAACAUUCUUUUCACUGCCUUCUUCUGCCUUACUGCGUACUUCUACACCUUGGCCAUGAUCGAAGAUCCCGGCUAUGUACCCAAGGUGAACAGCCGCAAUCAGCAGAGAGAAUUGGUCAAAGAGCUAUUCGAGCAGUGGAAGUUUGACGAGGAAAACUUCUGUAUGCCGUGUAUGUCAAGGAAGCCACUGCGCAGCAAGCACUGUCGUCGUUGCGGACGCUGUGUUGCCAAGCAUGACCACCAUUGCCCUUGGAUUGACAACUGUGUGGGAGCAAAUAAUUUGCGCCACUUUGUAUUGUACAUUGUGUCUCUCGAGAUCGGCAUCAUUCUCUUUGUGCAACUGAGCGUCACUUACAUCCAAGGUCUACCGUCCAUUCCUGGUGCCAGGUGUAACGUUAUUAACGACACACUUUGUGACAUCAUGACCCGUGACACGUUCACGCUCGUUCUGGACGUCUGGGACACCUUGCAACUCGUCUGGGUAACCAUGCUCUGCGCUGUACAGCUCGUUCAGGUGUCCCGCAAUCAGACCACCUACGAGAACAUGCGUGGUCACCAUGUUGAUCGGUCAUACCCCAGUUCCCAAGCCUUCGCCUCGGCCAUGGCUGCCGGUACUCCCUCAAUGGAAGCCGCCGGUCUCACUGCCAACGGCGCCGGACCCAACCCGGCAAUCCCACGUCCCGGUCAACCUCGACGGAAACACGGUUUCUGUGCCCAGUGGUCAUCCUUGCUCGGCAUUGACACAUUCUUUGCCACCGCACGUGGAGGGCAAGUUGCACGGCCCCGAAAUCCGUUCUCACGCGGCGUGAUCACCAACUGCCGCGACUUCUGGUGUGAUCCAGCUCCGGUGUUUGGAAAGAAUCAAACCGGCUCUGGUAUGCUCGGCGGCGAAGUCGUCAAUUACCAUAACAUGUAUCAGACUCCGACACGGAUGCACAUGAGUGCCCGAACUGGUGAUGGCGGAGCCUACCGCAGUGUGGCUGGUGAGGAUCCUGAACAGAUGGUUUGA